AUGUCUUCUCUCGUGUCCGACUUCAUUAUUAACCCCGUCCUACGCCAAGCUCGCCGCUUUUCUGAGAUAUCACGCACGACUCUAACUGGCGAGGACCAUGAACCCACUCCUCCGUCGGAUAUUGAUGCAGUGAGCGACUCCGGCAUUGCCGGGGGCGUCGUACAUGAAGCACUUGAGCAACUUGAGACACCCGCAGAAGAACCCAUCGCGAGGCGGCCAGAGACACCCCGAUCACCAGCCGUGAGCACAUCGACACAGGAAACCAGAGUAGCAGACGCCCCGGAAACUCCUCCAUCAGUUGGCAAUACCACUCAUGACCACUUGGGGUUUCCUCUGUCCCCGAGGAGGGGCCGAGCGAUCCCGGAGGACGACGGAAUGCACGAGUUGAGGAGACGCAUUCAGGCUAUAAAUGCUGAAGAUGCCCCCUCAGCCGAGAAAGCCAGGCGCAUGCAUGAAUUACUUCUCGAAGACUACCGGGCUUCGCAAGUUACCAACCGAAGAAAACCUACACCCCAUAUGGAGGAAGAAGCAUUGAGUCAUGAAUGGGAGCCUUCAACCUCCCCAGGUCCGUUGGAGUCUCUAAAAUCAUGGUAUAAUCACAGUACCGAUCAACCCUCAACGGCGGACAAGUUCAUCCUCUGCGACAGCGACAUUGCCCCGACCUUUGCGCCGAUACGUCCACGUAAGGGCUCGGAUGUAGAGCUGCAAGGCCAAGGUUCCACGACGCCAACUGAAUCUCAGGCGCCGUUGGGAUGUCAACACUAUGAACGAAACGUCAAGUUGCAGUGUUUUACUUGCAAAAAAUGGUACACUUGCAGGUUUUGUCACGAUGCUGCUGAAGACCACGGCCUAGUUCGAAGGGAAACGAGAAACAUGUUGUGUAUGCUCUGUGGAACACCACAAAAGGCUUCCGAUAUGUGCAUCAACUGUGGCGAAGUUUCCGCUCACUAUUACUGCAAUAUUUGCAAACUGUGGGAGAAUCGAAAGAGCAAACCAAUCUACCAUUGUAAUGACUGUGGUAUCUGCCGCCGAGGGCUUGGUCUGGGCAAGGACUUUUUCCACUGCAAGUCAUACAACACUGUGGAGUUGCAAAUACAUGGGCAAGGCAGCCAAGAACUUCAGACCGCCGCGGAGAGAGCUGAGGCAGCUGCAAGCGCGCAGCAGCCCUCACCCGACAUUCAACGCCCGGCCAUGACUCCUCCAGCGACUUCAUCCCGAGCAGGGACUUGGAUUCCAAAUAGAAGACGGCACUCAUCACACGGAAUUGAGCUUCAGCACCAUGCCCCGGAUAGGUUCGCGCGAUCAUUGUCACCCCUUGAAUCAGGCAUCGAUUACCACCUCACUCAAAUUGCCGCUGAUGUCGACUCCGAAGACGAUAUUUUGGGGUUCUGGAGAGGAAAUAGGAGUCAAGAAGAUCAGCCCGAGGAUGAAGACGAUGAUCUCAGUGAAGAAGAGUCCGAUUCUGAUCUGGACAGUGACGGUGUCAUUAGUACAGAUGAGGAUGAGGAUGACGACGACGACAUUCUUCUCAUCGGACACAGGUGA
This is a messenger RNA of Metarhizium acridum CQMa 102, 1545 nucleotides long. Lineage: Eukaryota; Fungi; Ascomycota; Sordariomycetes; Hypocreales; Clavicipitaceae. The record is from RefSeq and is a predicted model, not a curated record.